This is a messenger RNA of Diospyros lotus (date-plum), 1490 nucleotides long. RefSeq lists its product as uncharacterized. Bases 72 to 1232 code for a protein of 386 amino acids. NCBI's taxonomy places the organism in Eukaryota, Viridiplantae, Streptophyta, Magnoliopsida, Ericales, Ebenaceae. The transcript has a single exon. The record is from RefSeq and is a predicted model, not a curated record. Gene Ontology annotation, cellular component: 90S preribosome.
CUGCCUUUUCUUUACCCCCACUCUCCCUCCCUCUGUCCCUCUCUCUCUCUCUCUCUCUCUCUCUCUCUUCAAUGGCAGCGCAGGCCGCCGCAACGGUGUCUAGGGUUAGCCCAGACGCGGUGGAAAGAGCGGUGAGCGCCCUCCUCAAGUGGAGAACAGCCCAUUCCGCGAACCAAAAGCCACAUCUGUUCGACCAAGAUGACGAUUUCGUCUACCUCGUUUUAACCCAAAAGAAAAUCCCCCAAAAAUCCCGCAUCAACGCCCACAAAAUCCCCCUCCCCCACGCUCUCCAAGACGGCGCCUCCUCCGAGCUAUGCCUCAUCAUCGACGACCGGCCGAAGUCCUCCAAGCUCACCUCUGACAUGGCCAAGAAGAAAAUCAAGUCUGAGAACAUCCCGAUCGCGAAGGUCCUGAAGCUCUCCAAGCUGAAGUCUGAUUACAAGCCCUUCGAAGCGAAGCGCAAGCUCUGCGACUCGUACGACAUGUUCUUCGCCGACAAGCGCGUGAUUCCUCUGCUCCCGAAGCUUCUCGGCAAGCAAUUCUUCAAGAAGAAGAAGAUUCCGGUGCCGGUGGAUUUGACGCACAAUAACUGGAAGGAGCAGAUCGAGAGGGCGUGCUCUUCGGCGCUGCUUUAUGUCGCGAAGGGGACGUGUAGCGUCGUGAGGGUCGCGAAGCCGUCUAUGGAGAGCGGGGACAUCGUGGAGAAUGUGGUGGCUGCCAUUGACAGAAUUGUGGAGGUUAUUCCGAAGAAGUGGGCAGGCUUGAGAUCGCUCCAUUUGAAGUUCUUGGAGUCUCUGGCCUUACCCAUCUACCAGGCCCUGCCGGAUGCGAAAUUGAAGAUUGAAGGAAGGAAUACUGACAAUGGCAGCGAUGAAGGCAUCAAAGAAGCGAGUGAGGGACAUGGAAAAUUGAUCCAGAAAAAGGUUGCUUCAAAGAAGGGCAGGAUUCAUGAAGUUCGAUACAUGGACGACGAAGUGGGUGGCCAAGAAGAUGAACUGGCCACUGAAGACGACGACAAUGAGGCCGAGAAGAUUGGGAAUGGAGAUUCAAUGGCUGAGCAGGUCCCCAGUCUGAAAGCCGAGAAGAAGUCGAGGAAAUUAGGUGGCAAGGCAGGAGAAGGGGAAGAAGGAGAUAAAUCUGAAGGAAAGAAAGUUAAGAAGAAAAAGAGAGGAGAUGAGAAGCUCAAGGACAAGAAAAGGAGUAAGAAGGCGAAAGAGCAAUCGGGCCUGUGAUUAUUUAUUCCUUUUGAAUGAAUGCUCUUUGAAGCCAAGAAGAAGAAGAAGAAGAAGAAGAGGAAGGAGGUCUUAGAUGGUGAAGGUUCAGCCGUUUCUGUUAGCUCUAUUGCUUUUGUAGUGUUUAUUUAUAGUUGCAGUGUCAUUCAUAUGUUGUCUGGAGUUCAAAAGUUUUGUUGAUCCCCUGUUUGUGGUUAGCCUCAAGUUGGGGCUGAGUUGAGUUAUAUUUAAAAAAUUUCAACUUUGAUUAACCCUUUA